UGUGAGUGAAUGUUCUUGGUUAUUAUUUUUUGGAAGAAAAACCUUGAAAAUCUGGGGCAGGUUACCGUGCUCCCAGGGUGGUGGUUCUCCUUUUGCAAGAGGAGCUCACCAGACCAAGCUACUAGAGACAUUUUUCGGCGAGUAAAGAGUAUUUUCCUUCCAGGAGAGGGAUUUUUCCCCUGGCUCUGCAGCCAAGUAAAAGAGAUUAGCCCCUAAACCUGUGAAAUCAACCAGAGCCGUGUGAUUACCAGAGCUUGAGAGAGAAUACGGGAAGAAAAGGAGAAAAAAAUUAAAUAGCCUGUCAGUGCCUUUGGCCACGUUGGAAGAUGUCAUCUCAAACUAAGUUCAAGAAAGACAAAGAGAUCAUUGCUGAAUAUGAAGCCCAAAUAAAAGAGAUCCGCACGCAGCUGGUGGAGCAGUUCAAAUGCCUGGAGCAGCAAUCCGAGUCUCGGCUGCAGCUGCUACAGGACCUCCAGGAGUUCUUCCGCCGGAAAGCUGAGAUUGAGCUGGAGUACUCCCGCAGCCUGGAGAAGCUGGCCGAGCGGUUCUCCUCCAAGAUCCGCAGCUCCCGGGAGCACCAGUUCAAGAAGGACCAGUACCUCCUCUCGCCGGUGAACUGCUGGUAUCUGGUCCUGCAUCAGACCAGGCGGGAGAGCCGAGACCAUGCCACCCUCAAUGACAUCUUCAUGAACAACGUCAUCGUCCGCCUCUCACAGAUCAGUGAGGAUGUCAUCAGACUCUUCAAAAAGAGCAAGGAGAUUGGCCUGCAGAUGCAUGAAGAGCUCCUGAAGGUCACCAAUGAGCUCUACACGGUCAUGAAAACCUACCACAUGUACCAUGCGGAGAGCAUCAGCGCAGAGAGCAAGCUGAAGGAGGCCGAGAAGCAGGAGGAGAAGCAGUUCAACAAGGCGGGAGAGCUUAGCAUGAACCUGCUGCGGCAUGAGGACCGGCCCCAGCGCCGCAGCUCUGUGAAGAAGAUCGAGAAGAUGAAGGAGAAGAGGCAGGCAAAGUAUUCUGAGAACAAGCUGAAGUGCACGAAGGCCCGGAAUGACUACUUGCUGAAUCUGGCUGCCACCAACGCAGCUAUAAGCAAAUACUACAUCCAUGAUGUCUCCGACCUGAUUGAUUGCUGUGAUUUGGGCUUUCACGCCAGCCUGGCCCGCACCUUCCGGACCUACCUCUCAGCCGAGUACAACCUGGAGACCUCUCGCCACGAGGGGCUGGAUGUCAUCGAGAACGCGGUGGACAACCUGGAUUCCCGAAGUGACAAGCACACAGUCAUGGACAUGUACAACCAGGUCUUCUGUCCUCCACUCAAGUUUGAGUUCCAGCCCCACAUGGGGGAUGAGGUGUGCCAGGUCAGCGCGCAGCAGCCCGUCCAGACCGAGCUGCUCAUGCGGUACCACCAGCUGCAGUCCAGACUGGCCACUCUCAAAAUAGAGAACGAGGAGGUGAGAAAAACCCUGGAUGCCACCAUGCAGACCUUGCAGGACAUGCUGACUGUGGAAGACUUUGAUGUCUCCGACGCCUUCCAACACAGUCGGUCCACAGAGUCCGUCAAAUCUGCCGCCUCUGAGACCUACAUGAGCAAGAUCAACAUCGCCAAAAGGAGAGCCAACCAGCAGGAAACAGAAAUGUUUUACUUUACAAAAUUUAAAGAAUAUGUGAACGGCAGUAACCUCAUCACUAAGCUGCAGGCCAAGCACGACUUACUCAAGCAGACCCUGGGCGAAGGGGAGAGAGCAGAAUGUGGCACAACCAGGCCCCCCUGUCUUCCCCCUAAACCACAGAAAAUGAGGAGACCUAGGCCUCUCUCAGUGUGUAGCCAUAAACUAUUUAACGGCUGUAUGGAAGCGUUCAUUAAGGAUUCGGGACAAGCUAUACCGCUUGUAGUUGAGAGCUGCAUCCGAUACAUCAAUUUAUACGGACUCCAGCAGCAAGGGAUCUUCAGAGUGCCAGGAUCUCAGGUUGAAGUCAAUGACAUCAAAAAUUCCUUUGAGAGAGGUGAAGACCCCCUUGUGGACGAUCAAAAUGAACGUGAUAUCAAUUCAGUUGCUGGCGUCUUAAAACUGUAUUUCCGAGGACUGGAAAACCCACUCUUUCCUAAGGAAAGGUUUCAAGAUUUGAUAUCUACCAUCAAACUGGAGAGCCCCGCUGAGAGGGUGCACCAGAUCCAACAAAUCCUCGUCACCCUUCCCCGCGUGGUCAUCGUGGUCAUGAGAUAUCUCUUCGCUUUCCUCAACCACCUCUCGCAGUACAGUGACGAGAACAUGAUGGAUCCCUACAAUCUGGCCAUCUGCUUCGGGCCCACCCUCAUGCACAUUCCUGAUGGGCAGGACCCUGUGUCCUGCCAGGCACACGUCAACGAAGUCAUCAAAACCAUCAUCAUCCAUCACGAAGCCAUCUUUCCCAGCCCCCGGGAGCUAGAAGGACCCGUGUAUGAAAAAUGCAUGGCUGGAGGGGAAGAAUAUUGUGACAGCCCACACAGUGAGCCAGGGACCAUUGAUGAAGUUGACCAUGACAACGGCACCGAACCUCACACCAGUGAUGAAGAAGUGGAACAGAUUGAGGCUAUCGCCAAGUUUGACUACGUGGGGCGAUCCCCACGUGAGCUGUCCUUCAAGAAGGGGGCCUCGCUGCUACUGUACCACCGUGCCUCAGAGGACUGGUGGGAAGGUCGUCACAACGGCGUGGAUGGACUCAUCCCACAUCAGUACAUAGUCGUACAGGACAUGGAUGAUGCUUUCUCGGACAGCCUGAGCCAAAAGGCGGAUAGUGAGGCCAGUAGUGGGCCGCUGCUGGACGACAAGGCCUCCUCCAAAAACGACCUGCAGUCCCCCACGGAGCACAUCUCGGAUUACGGCUUUGGGGGGGUGAUGGGCCGAGUACGGUUACGAUCUGAUGGAGCAGCCAUCCCCAGGCGCCGAAGCGGGGGCGACACGCACAGCCCGCCCCGGGGCCUGGGCUCCAGCAUAGACACGCCGCCCAGGGCCGCCGCCUGCCCCAGCAGCCCCCACAAAAUACCACUCAGCCGGGGCAGGAUCGAGAGCCCGGAGAAGCGGAGGAUGGCGACGUUCGGGAGCGCUGGCAGCAUCAACUACCCUGACAAGAAGGCGCUCUCCGAAGGGCACUCCAUGAGGUCGACGUGCGGCUCCACCAGGCACAGCAGCCUGGGGGACCACAAGUCCCUGGAGGCCGAGGCCCUGGCAGAAGACAUAGAGAAGACCAUGAGCACGGCUCUGCACGAGUUGCGGGAACUCGAGAGGCAGAACACAGUCAAGCAGGCGCCAGAUGUGGUGCUGGACACCCUGGAGCCCCUGAAGAACCCGCCGGGCCCCAUCAGCUCGGAGCCCGCCAGCCCUCUGCACACCAUCGUCAUCCGCGACCCCGACGCCGCCAUGCGCCGCAGCAGCAGCUCCUCCACCGAGAUGAUGACCACCUUCAAGCCAGCCCUGUCUGCCCGUCUGGCCGGCGCCCAGCUGCGUCCGCCCCCCAUGCGGCCCGUGAGGCCCGUGGUCCAGCAUCGGUCCAGCAGCAGCAGCAGCUCAGGUGUGGGCAGCCCCGCCGUGACGCCCACCGAGAAGAUGUUCCCCAACAGCUCAGCGGACAAGUCAGGCACCAUGUGACCAACAGGAUGGGCGGCACUGCCUAGCCCACUGUGGCCCACCACGGCCAAGGGUGCCUCUGUGACUUCCGCGUCCUUCCCAGUGCUCCUGGCCUUGUCCGUCAGGGGCCAGAAGGUCAGCCUGAAAGAAUGUCUGUGCAGAGCUGAGGCCCCGGCCAGCCCGCACCCCGGCCUCGCGGGUCUAAGCAGAGCCCGGAGGAGAGCAGGAGCAGCCGCAGCUAGGCGUGUCCUUUGAUUGCGGCAACAUGUUAACUGGCUUCGCCCGCAUAUCAUCACUGGAAAAUGAUUCUCAACGUUCUC
Molecule: messenger RNA, 3925 nt
Organism: Molossus molossus (Pallas's mastiff bat)
Lineage: Eukaryota; Metazoa; Chordata; Mammalia; Chiroptera; Molossidae
Gene: SRGAP3
Product: SLIT-ROBO Rho GTPase activating protein 3
Exons: 22
Coding region: 327-3626 (1099 amino acids)
Biological process (GO): signal transduction; negative regulation of cell migration
Cellular component (GO): cytoplasm
Molecular function (GO): protein binding
Source: RefSeq, a predicted model, not a curated record